AUAGAGAUUCAAAUCGACGGACGACAGAGAGUCCAACUAGGGAGGGAAAGAGAAGCCAGCACGAAGAGAAGGAAAGCAAGAUCUGCCUGGGCUCAGUUUGCUGGCACCGCUCCACCGGCUCCAAAGAUCAGAUCCGGCUAGAUGCAGCUCGAUCAGAGCAGGCAAGGGCUGGGAUUUGCUGGUGCUGUCUUCACCACAGGGACGUGCGGAAUCUGAUCUCUUGUCGCCAUCACAAGGAUCCGAGCAGCGAGAAGAAAGCGAGGGGAUUCUAUUCGGAUCCACAUUCUCCCCUUCAGUUGCUUCUUGAACCCGCAAGGUACUUCAAAAGCUUGGUAAAGCAGAUGAAACGAGAGAUGAACAGUUUGAAGGAUUUGUACAAAACUUCAAGAAGCAGGAGGCAGAAGGCAGUCGAUUACAAAGGGAGCUACGAGGCUAUCUCACUGCAGUGAAAGGGAUGCAGGAAGCCUCCACGAAGCUAACAGAGUCACUACAUGAGGUCUAUGAGCCUGAAUGGUAUGGCAGGGAUGACAUUAAAGCUGUAGGACAGAGUUGUGAUUUGCUGUGGGCAGACUUUCACCAAAAACUGGUGGAUCAAGCUUUGUUAACACUGGACACAUACCUGGGCCAGUUUCCUGAUAUAAAGACUCGAAUUGCAAAACGCAGCAGAAAGCUCGUCGACUAUGACUGUGCACGACAUCAUUUAGAAUCUUUGCAGCAUUCAAAGCGAAGGGACGAUAGUAAGCUCACCAAGGCAGAAGAGGAGUUUCAAAAAGCUCAGAAAGUGUUUGAGGAACUAAAUACUGACCUACAGGAUGAGUUACCAUCAUUGUGGUCAAGCCGAAUUGGUUUCUAUGUCAGCACCUUCAGAAACAUCAGCUGUAUAGAGUCAAAAUUUCACAAGGAGAUUGCAGUGCUGUUUCACAAACUCUAUGAAAUCAUGAGUAAACUCGGAGAGCAGCAUGCUGAUAAGGCAUUUAGUAUCCAAGGUGCACCAAGUGACUCAGGCCCAUUGAGAAUUUCCAAGACCCCAACACCACCAGAAGAACCAUCUCCACCCAGUAGCCCAGUGACCAGUCCUAACCAUAGUUUAGCACCUUUAGCAGCAUCACCAGCUCAUACUCCGAAUCGUCCCAAGUCACCAUCUCAGCUCAGAAAAGGCCCUCCAGUUCCACCACCUCCGAAACUCACCCCAACAAAGGAGCUGCAGAAGGAAAACAUCAUCAACUUCUUUGAGGACAACUUUGUUCCUGAGAUCAAUGUCACCAGCCCAUCACAGGCCUUGACAUGCUGUGGAUCCUUCUUUGCUGUACCAGAAUUAUCUCAACAGCCAGAACAACCUGGUGCUCAACCAGUGGAAUCAUUACUUGACUUGGACUUUGAUCCUUUCAAACCAGACCAAUCGACUCCAAUUACAAGAAGUCAGUCACCACAUGCUCAGACCCUGCCUUGGGAUCUGUGGGAGGCAAGUGCGGAACUGGUUCAACCUCCUGACUCUUCACAAAGUCUCUUCUGUCUCUGUAAUCCGCCUGUGGAGGACAGCGCAGAUGCUGGCGCACCAAGCGAUGUCACUGCAGCAGUUUCUGAAGUAGUGGCCGGCCAGACCUGUGCACCACAAUGGGGCUUAACCAACACUGGCCCACUCGCUAGCAGUGAGGAAGGAACUCUAGAUGAUACUCCCGGUGAAGCCCUGCCAUGUUCUCAGGAACGGGAAGCUACAGGGAGCUGUGCUGCCCAACCAGCUGACAGCAUUGCGAACCCUGUGUAUCAGACUGAGGAAGACCAACAGGGUUCAGUCAAUACAGAGAAUUGGCAAGAGAGUCCAUUAGACAAACAGGUAGACACUGAAAUAAUGGAGAGCAGGAAAUGGCAGACAAAUCUAUGUGUAGAACAAGAGUGUGGCUCUCAGCUCUGUGUAGAUCAGAAAGCACCCUUGUCCCCUAUUGAACCCCAGGAGGGAGAUGUAGAACUGAUUGAAGGAGAAAGUCUGAGUGAGUUCAAACAAAUAAGCAAGGAAGACAGUUUAGAACAUUGUCAUUCAGCAGGACAACUGGAAAAUGAAGUAGCAGAGAAUGCAGGUAAGAUUCAUGAGGCUGAAACCCACAGAGGCAAUGGCACUGGUGAUAAUGAUGCAGAAACAGAAGAAUUGCACUUCAGCGAAAGGUUUGAGCAGAAGGAUAUCCACAGAAGCUAUCAAAAUGAUCCUACUGCUGGCCAGUGUACAAAAGCUGAAAUGCUACUUAACCACAACAGUGAUAACAUUGUAGAUAGCCAGGAGGAGGAGGAGAACAUUCCUGUUAUGUGUUGGAAGGAAGAUAUUCCAAGUAUCCAAGAAAUUGAGGGAGUUGUUUGCAUAUAUGAAGGGGACCAAAACCUUCCCCUUCGUGAUCACACAGUUGAUAUUAGCUGCUACAACACAGACAGAACAGACCAGUGUCAGGAUACAGGGAGCCAGUUUGAACAAAUUCACACACAGAACAAUGAAAUAGGUAACACAACUAACACAGGAGAGGAAACAAGCCAAUCAGGUGGAGCCUAUGUUGAUAUUCCAGUUACCAAUCAAGCAGAUACGUUUCACAGAGAUGUCAAUAAUGACAAUAGACUUAGCCCCCAAAGGCUGGAGGUGGAUCCCUGGAGCAGAGAAAAACAUGAGAUAUGGCCAGACAACUGGGAGCCUACUAUUAGCAGUGAAGAAUGGGAUUUCUGUAGCCCGCCAGAGGGGAUGAUUAAUGGAUUUGACCCUUGGUCAUCAUUUCAGGAGGGCCAAAGAGAGUUUGAUUAUCAAAAUGAAGAUGGAAGAAAAGCACAUUUUUCUGAAAGGUUUAAAGAGAAAGUCAGUCCUAUACCUGAUACUAAUGAAUUUGGUGCUACCUGGGCUGGAGGCACAUUGAGUGGUUCUGAUAGGAAUGAGGAAACUGAGUUACAGCAGGAAUUAUAUGGGAGCUUUGAAAACAUUAGUGAUGGAAGCCAAACUAAAGAUAUGCAUAGUUCCCAAAUGUCCUAUCCAACCGAAAACUUAAGCAACGCUAGCAACGAGAGUUCAUCCAGUGCUAAAGAUAAUGAAACAAACUUCUCGGAUCUAUCGGAGGAUGAGAUUGCUAACCGGAGAUACGGACUGUUAUACCAGGAGCUAGAUGCUGAAACAGAAGAGGUACCUUGUUAAGUGUUUAGUAUAGAACAAAAGUUCUUAGGUAAACUAUCGGCUAAAUCUUCAUUAUCAUCCCUGAUUCAUUCCUUUCCUUCAACUGUCUGUUGUUAUAUGCUAUUCCUCCCAAAGGUCAUCAUAAUAAGUAGCAACAGUGAUACCUAUCUUGUGUGUUAUAUUGGUUGCAGUGAUAAAAGUGUAUGUUAACUCAACAUUUCAUCU
Molecule: messenger RNA, 3364 nt
Organism: Stegostoma tigrinum
Lineage: Eukaryota; Metazoa; Chordata; Chondrichthyes; Orectolobiformes; Stegostomatidae
Gene: amph
Product: amphiphysin
Exons: 16
Coding region: 455-3160 (901 amino acids)
Biological process (GO): synaptic vesicle endocytosis
Cellular component (GO): cytoplasm; plasma membrane; synaptic vesicle
Molecular function (GO): protein binding; phospholipid binding
Source: RefSeq, a predicted model, not a curated record